AUGAAAGAUGGAAAACUCAGACAUCCUGCAUAUUCCCAAGCUUGGAAAAAAGUAAACUACAUAAAUCUUGAAUUCAAAUCUGAACCAAGACACAUUCUUCUCAUACAUCUCUGCUCUGAAAACAUCGACAACUUUGUGGCCCGAGCGUAUUUGUACGACCAUGUUGGUAAAAUCAAAGUUCACUGUAAGGACCACGAUGAUUCACAUGCUCGGAUUGUGGUUUCGGAAAUCCUGCAAGAGGACACUGAAAUCCCAAUCCCAAUUGAAGGGUGCAGAUAUGUUAGGGACGUAUCACAGAUGUUCCUUCCUUGGCCUAAACACUUAACUCUAACAACCGAGGGUCCACUCGCUCAACCGCCUUCAAGACGUGAUGCGUCGAAGGGGAAAGCUUCGAUGCUUUCUCCACAAGGCGGUGGUGCACAGGAAGAUGAAUUGUUCUCGGAAAAGAAGAUGGCCUUGAUCCCUAAAUCGCUAAAAUGGAUGGUUGUUGAAUUCCUGAACCUCAAAGAUAAGCUUGAUAUAAUCACAAUUCCUGUACCCCGAGGAUUCAUAGCACCGCGUACCCAAAUCACGUUAUCUGGAGAGGAUUUGCAGCAGGUUGCUACGUGUGACUUCAUCGGCAACCAGGAAAUGCUGUUUGGAAUGAUGUAUACUCUUCUUUUAUCUAAUUAACCUUAUAUAUCAAAUUCUAGUCAAAUUAUUAUAAGACACUAACACUUUUUUUGGCAGGCACCUCUGGGAGAGCAUCAACGGUAUGAGAAAAAAUUUCAAGUUUUACGACCCAGAGCUUGUCGUAGUGCAUGGGAAAACCGAUGAAGAAAAGAGUCAGUCUUUUGACGAUGCGGCAAGACGAUUGGCUGAUUGGUUAUCAUUAAUGAAUAACAACCACCAAAUGUUCUUCAUUCCUUAGAAUAUCGGGUAAACUCUAUUUAAUUCUUUAGUGCUAAUUGUUCAUUUCUAUAUUAUGACUUCAAAUUAUUUUUAUACUAUCUUACUUAUAUUCCAAUAUAAUUUUCUAGUGCGCAUUGGACGCUAGUGGUGGUUACGCCAAAGAAAAUUAUCCAUUUAGACCCUGUACGUGGCUGCCCAAUUCCUGAAGAAAUUACUCAAAUGAUCGGAAGGUAAUAAUUUAAUGACUUCUUAUGUA
Cannabis sativa is the source of this 1147-nucleotide messenger RNA. RefSeq lists its product as uncharacterized. Bases 1 to 672 code for a protein of 223 amino acids. Lineage: Eukaryota; Viridiplantae; Streptophyta; Magnoliopsida; Rosales; Cannabaceae. The transcript is spliced from 3 exons. The record is from RefSeq and is a predicted model, not a curated record.